AUUUGCAAAGCUGACCAGAUACAAGAGCAUCUACUUUAAAACUCUUAGCUAGAAGACUACUAUACAGCUCAACGGUUUUCAAAUGAAUGAUUUGACCAUUUAGAUCAUCUAACAUUAUUUAAAAUACCACUUUAAUUUAUUUAUUUGAAGUGUUUGUUUUUUAAAGGAUUUUUAUCCGCUUGAGGUUUUGCCGCCAGUCAAGUCUAUCUGCUGCUGUUACAUUGAGCCAAUUGAUACGUCGCUGCUUUUGAGAGGAUUCCAGUCGCAUUACUUUUCAGAAUGUUUCCAGAGUCAAGUACCGGGAUCAGCUAUGAGGACUGCAAGGGCACAGCAGACUGGCUGUUGGCCCAGACCUCUGUUCGCCCCCUGGUGGGCAUUGUGUGUGGUUCAGGAAUGGGAGGACUGGCUGACAUGCUUAAAGACCAGGUGGCCUUCAACUACAAGGACAUCCCCAACUUCCCCCAGAGCACAGUGGAUGGACAUGCUGGUCGCCUGGUAUUCGGGAUGCUGAAGGGAAGGCCAUGUGUGUGCAUGCAGGGUCGCUUCCACCUCUACGAGGGAUACGCCAUCCAGAAGAUCACCCUGCCCAUGCGUAUCUUCAGCUUGCUGGGUGUUGAGACAGUAAUCCUGACCAACGCUGCUGGCGGUCUCAACCAGGACUUCAAGGUGGGAGACAUCAUGAUCAUGAAAGACCACAUCAACAUGCCUGGGUUCGCUGGCAACAACCCACUGUCUGGACCUAAUGACGACAGGUUCGGCGUGCGGUUCCCCUGUAUGUCUGAUGCAUACGACAGAGAGCUGCAGCAGCUGGCUGUGGAUGUGGGACAGGAGCUGGGCUACGGUGACUUCCUGCGUGAAGGUGUGUACUGUGUCCUGGGCGGGCCCUCGUUCGAGACCAUUGCGGAGUGUCGCAUGCUGCACAAACUGGGAGCUGACGCUGUCGGCAUGAGUACAGUUCAUGAGGUGAUUGUAGCGCGUCACUGCGGCAUGCGAGUGUUCGCCCUGUCCCUGAUCACCAACAAGGCUGUGAUGGACUACGACAGUGAGGAGAAGGCCAACCACAAGGAAGUCCUGGAGACAGGCCAGCACCGCUCCAUCCAGCUGCAGAAACUGGUCUCUACCAUGGUCACUCGCAUGGAGUACAACAACACCAAUGCCUAAAUGAACGAAUGGAACCAACCACCAAUCUUAUAGAAAUAUAUUUCAUACAGUGGGCAUCCCCAUUCAAGUCAGUGGGUAGCUGACGGGUUGGCUGGUGGCCAUUUUGAGUGUACCAAUGAAGGGUGCAGUCAAAUUGCCGUGAUCCGAGGGGCUAUUAUAUUUCUGUUGUGAAACUGGCCCUGAAUCAGUAGAAACCGAUCGCCUUGAAGCUAUGAAACCCAAUGACCUGUGUUUGACUAAAGUGCCUGAUCUGAGAGCUGUGUGGAACAGCCACUUACUGGCUGACGCCUCACCCUCAGUUGAGUCCCUCUCACUUUUUAAAACAUUCUUCCUAUUUUUUUUUAAGCUAGUGUACAUUCCUGCCGUGAGCAGCUCUACGGGCGGAUUCUAUUUUAGUUGUUGUUAUUGUUGCUAUUAUUAUUGGCUAUUAGAAGAUGGUGUUAAUUUAAUAUUGAUCUGCAGAUGUAAAUGUCUCGAUUUAACGUAACAAUGAGAACGCGAUGAAUCUGCUGUACAUGUCUUAAUGUGUGUAUCCUGUCUAGAUUUAACGUAACAAUGAGAACUCUGUGAAUCUGCUGUACAUGUCUUAAUGUGUGUAUCCUGUCUAGAUUUAACGUAACAAUGAGAACUCUGUGAAUCUGCUGUACAUGUCUUAAUGUGUGUAUCCUGUCUAUAGAUGUACAUUAGCCAUCGAAGUAUUUAUUUCUGCUCUUGUCCUUUUUUAAAAUAUGAAUGUGGCAACUAAAGUUUAUUUAUUCAUGUGA
This is a messenger RNA of Oncorhynchus tshawytscha (Chinook salmon), 1925 nucleotides long. Its product is annotated as purine nucleoside phosphorylase. Bases 280 to 1161 code for a protein of 293 amino acids. Gene Ontology annotation, cellular component: cytoplasm. Gene Ontology annotation, biological process: nucleoside metabolic process. The transcript is spliced from 6 exons. Gene Ontology annotation, molecular function: purine-nucleoside phosphorylase activity. Lineage: Eukaryota; Metazoa; Chordata; Actinopteri; Salmoniformes; Salmonidae. The record is from RefSeq and is a predicted model, not a curated record.